UUGCCAAGAAAUAAAUGACCAUAUUUUUAUAGUAACACCUUCUUUCCACCAUGUCUACAAGCACUUGGCAUGCACCUUCCUUCACCUUUCAAAGCAGCUGACCAAUAUUCUUGCCCAGUCAAUGUUCCCAAAAUCCAGCUUCAGAAUCAUAUAUAUGAAACCCUUCAUCCACCCCCUCAAACCACAAUAACAAUUUUAACAAUUUGAGUCCUGCAACAAGGGAUCAUAGAAGAAUUGUUCUAACUCUUCAUCUAAAAUCUUUGAGUAAUGGCUCUUCAUCAUUUUGACUACCUUAUUGCAAAGGAGCAAACAUCACAGAGUGAUACUAGCAGCUCAAAUUCUCCCUUGUUUGGUUUGAUAGAUCUUUUCCUAUACUGCACAAUUUUCAACAAAAUCCUCAAGUUCUUCUCAAAUUUCUGGUGUAGUAACUCAGAGGUAAGGGGAGAGGAGAAGGUUUCAGAUUAUGAGUUUAACCACCAAGAAAAUGAGUCAAAAAGUGAGGGGAUUCAGAGGGAUGAGGUAAAAAAGGUGAUGGCAGAACUGGGAUUUUUUUGCAGCAAAGAAAGUGAGGAACUUGAAGAAAAGUAUGGUUCCAAGGAGCUUUCUGAACUGUUUGAGGACCAGGAGCCCAGCUUGGAGGAGGUGAAGCAGGCUUUUGAUGUUUUUGAUGAGAACAGAGAUGGGUUUAUUGAUGCAAGGGAACUGCAUAGAGUUCUCUGUGUUUUGGGAUUGAAGGAAGAAGCAGGCAUCGAGAAAUGCAAGAUAAUGAUCAGAAACUUUGAUAAGAAUCAAGAUGGAAGAAUUGAUUUCAUUGAGUUUGUAAAAAUUAUGGAAAAUCGAUUCUGCUGAUUUGUGUGUAACCUUGUUCAUGGAUUCACUUAAUAUAUAUGCAAGUUUAUUUGAUAUA
Lotus japonicus is the source of this 907-nucleotide messenger RNA. Its product is annotated as probable calcium-binding protein CML46. The record is from RefSeq and is a predicted model, not a curated record. The transcript has a single exon. Gene Ontology annotation, molecular function: calcium ion binding. Bases 268 to 849 code for a protein of 193 amino acids. NCBI's taxonomy places the organism in Eukaryota, Viridiplantae, Streptophyta, Magnoliopsida, Fabales, Fabaceae.